AAAACAUAAUACCUAGUUAAUCAAUUUACCAAUAGUUAACAUAACAUUGCUGGUCUCGGGAUUCCUCUUUAAUCCCUGAAUCUCUCUCUCCCCACCCACUUGGUUGUCGCAAGUUGGCUUCAUUUCUUUCUACCUUCUUUACCCCCUUCCUGCCUUCCCUCUGUCCCCCUCUCCUUUUCUUCGAUUACAAGCCAAUAUUUUGUACGCUGGUUGAAUUCCACUGGUCAUCGCGCCGCUUUCGCCAACGCCAGCUACCGCAGAUUUCCACGUCUCGUGCCCGUCUACGUUUGGGCCUUUUUUUCUUCUCUUCUCUCUUUCUUUUUCUCCUACCGAUCUGCUGGCCGGAUUAAUCUAGUUACUAUAUUCAGUUGAUUUCUAAGCCUGCCUUGCAUUCCUCCGACUAUAUCAUCUACUGCAUUAUUCAGUUACAAUGAACGUCAACAGGAAGUUCGAUCGCUUCAAGCAAUGGGCGGGGGAGAGAAUGGGUGGGGAGGUUAAAACCAACCUCUCAGAUGAUUUUAAAGCCAUGGAAACAGAAAUGGGCGUACGGAACGAAGGUCUUGAUCGCCUUCAUAAGUCUAUGAUUGCAUACGUCAAGUCCGUCUCGAAGCGCAGCGAAGGCGAUGAUAAAGAGAAAACGUUACCCAUUGGCCAUUUGGGUACUAGCAUGGUCAGCCAUGGCGAGGAUUUUGACGCACAUUCGGAGUACGGUCGUUGCUUGACAAUGUUCGGACGGACAGAAGAGCGUAUUGCUCGCCUUCAGGAGUCGUAUAUCGCCGAGGCGAACUCGAGUUGGCUUGAAUCCCUAGAUCGAUCCUUGGCGCAGAUGAAGCAGUACCAGAACGCCCGUAGGAAACUUGAUAGCCGACGAUUGGCCUUUGAUACCUCGCUUUCCAAGAUGCAGAAGGCGAAAAAGGAGGAUUUCCGUGCAGAGGAAGAACUCCGGACCCAGAAAGCCAAAUACGAGGAGGCCAACGAUGAUGUACUCCGACGGAUGCAAGACAUCAAGGAAGAAGAAGUAGAGAGUAUUGCUGAUCUCGAGUCAUUUUUGGAAGCCCAACUAAAUUACCACGAAAGGUGCAGAGAGGUGCUUCUCCAACUCAAAAAUGAAUGGCCUACCGGACAGUCUCAAGCGCAGGCUUUGAGCGGUCGUCGCCCUGGUCGAACUCGUGCUAGCACGGUCCAUUCUUACCAAGAGCGCUACGAACCUCUGCAUGAGGAAGUCAGUAACGGGGCAGAUCUGCGCCCUAUUAUUCGGACAAGCAGGUCUCCAUCUGAUGUGGGGGAGCCGAGGGAAGUCUAUGCCUCAGAUCCUAUGGCCCAGCGACCUUUUCUCAAUAGAACUGCAACCUUCGAGGGUCCCGCGCAAUUACGGCAAGAACAGGCGUACAGUUCAAGCCCUCGGCCAUCUCGAGUAACAAGCGAGAAUUUCAUAACUGGCAGGAACAGCGUUCUGGCUCGGGUGACCGCCGAUCGACACGAGGAUGCCAGUCCGCGCUCUGGCGCUAGUCCCGACCGAAUGUGUCAGGGACAGUCCGAUUCUCCAGUAUCCUCAUAUGGAAGUGUUACGAGAAGAAGCAGCUCGACGACGUUGAAUGGGGCGGCAGUCCAGAAGAAAGGGCCCCCGCCACCCCCACCUUCGCGUGCAAAGAAGCCCCCGCCACCUCCUCCGAUGAAAAAGCCCAUGCUCGGUGCUGGCGAAGCAUAGGGUCUACUUGGAAUAAGCUAUCAUUGGGAUCCAUCAGAAGUUGUAGUGGACAAGUCUCAAUGGGAUGUUCUGGCUUGAGUUGUUCGUAAAGCCUUGGUGGUCAUGGGUUACUGUUUACUUACCUGCAUUAAGUGGCAGUAGAUAGCCAAUCUGCUAUUGAUGAUAGUCAGUGGCAUGUACUAGUAUGCAACAGCAUUUGUAUUUAUAAUAGUGCAAGGAUGAUUUCAUAAGCCCUUCUUUAUUUACAGAGCAAGUUAGAAGUGGGCUAUGUUUUCUGGUUAGUAAUGUCCUAUUUGUUAUAAUUAUAUUACCAGAGACAACUGCAGUAACCCAUGCUAGAUGGUAA
Messenger RNA from Aspergillus alliaceus, 2054 nucleotides. RefSeq names its product BAR domain protein. NCBI's taxonomy places the organism in Eukaryota, Fungi, Ascomycota, Eurotiomycetes, Eurotiales, Aspergillaceae. The coding region runs from base 431 to 1708 and encodes 425 amino acids. The transcript has 5 exons. Gene Ontology annotation, molecular function: protein binding. Gene Ontology annotation, cellular component: cytoplasm. The record is from RefSeq and is a predicted model, not a curated record.